UCAUUCAAACCUCCACAGUAGCCUCCAGUGAGCGAGGAAGAGCCCAGCUUUGGGAUUGGGUAGCGAGCAGAUAGCGUAACAUCCCCCUCCUCCUCUCUGUGGAGAAUUGCGUUAAAACGAAAAAGGAAAGGCCCUGCGCUUUAACAAAAAUAACAGAACACAUUUUUGUUUUGUUUUUCCUUCAGUUCCCCCCUUCUUCUAUAUUAAAACGAAGACGCGUUGCUGGCCGGUGUAUGUGUUUAGAAUGGGACACGCUGAAGGUCCAGUCAAAGAAAAAGACAGUUAAGGAUGCCGGAGCCCAACAAUGGAUUUCUCCUUCUCUUUCAUGCAAGGGAUCAUGGGAAAUACAAUUCAGCAACCCCCGCAGCUUAUUGACUCAGCCAACAUCAGACAGGACGGCACCUGCGACACCGGCAGUGACCCGGGCGAGGAUGGCGGUCCCUCUUACGAUGCGGCCCUGGACGCAGACUUCUCCUAUCCACACUCUGCGUCGGAGGACCUGCCGCAUGUCUCCAACGGCUACCCUCCUGGUCUGGGCAUGUACGAGCCUCAGUCCAAGUUCUCCAUGUACUCGCAGUUCCCCAACGGCUCGGCUAACGGCUACGGGGCCAUACGUAGCUACGGGGAGCAUGGCCUUCUCAUGCCUGGGGAGGGGACGGUGCUAAGAGGUCCCGGCCUCCAGGAAAGACCACGAUCUCCUGUUUCGCCGCCCCUGCCCAUACAUCACCCGCACUUGCACCCCCACCAUCAUCACCACCAUCACCACGCGCACCACUUCCUGUCGAGCACACCCCACAUCCAAAGCCACCCACAAAGCCCACCGCCAUUGCCCCUGUCCCUGCCCCUGCCCCUGCCCACACAGCACCACUUGCCCCACACGCCUCACAUCAUGACCCACACACUCCCUCCUCCGCCACCUUUGCACCUGCCCUCGUCCAGCCCACCUCCCUCUCUUGUGGACAGUACUCCAUCUUCGCAGCCUCUCCAGCCCGCCAUUCCCAGCGUCCCAGGAGGUGUGCUGAAGAAAACCAGCUCCCCAGAAAUCAAGCUGAAGAUCAUCAAGACAUAUCAGAAUGGCAAAGAGCUAUUUGAAUCUGCACUGUGUGGAGAUUUACUGCAAGAACUGCAGGAAUCUCAGAAGAAUGAGGCGGCUCAGGUGCAGCGCCGACAUGAGAGGAAGAAGGAGAAGAGGAAAAAGAGCGCCAAGCUCCAACUACACAUCCCAGAGCCCAUUCUGGAGCACGUCCAAGGCCUUGCAGCAACUGCGUGCCAGAAGGAGGACACUUAUGUCCUUCCACAAGCAACAGAGGUACCACUGCCCCCGACAGAGAAGCCUCAGACGACAGUUAUCAAAACUGAGCCAAAGACAUCCAAGGUUCCGAAAGUCAAUCAACCUUCUGUGAUCCAAGAGACUGGAUUCUGUAAGGAGUUUGUGAUUGGAGAUCUAGUAUGGUCCAAGGUGGGUACUUACCCAUGGUGGCCUUGCAUGGUGUCAUCUGACCCACAGAUGAAGGUCUACACACGUAUCAACACCAGAGGUCACAGGGAAUACCACGUCCAGUUUUUUGGGAGUGUGGCAGAACGAGCAUGGAUCCACGAGAAGAGGAUCGUCAUGUACCAGGGAAAGCAGCAGUUUGACGAACUACAGACUGAGACGCUGCGCAAGACCACAAACCCCGUGGAAAAACACAAACUUCUGAAACCUAUCCCUCAGAGGGAGCGUGCUCAGUGGGAAGUCGGUGUGGGUCAUGCAGAGGACGCCUUCCUGAUGACACGUCAGGAGCGCAUCGACAACUACACCUUCAUAUAUGUCGACCCGACCCCCAACGAAGCGCCGUCUGCCAAGAAAGCCAUCGGCCGGCCUGAGAAGCGAAGCCGGCGCUCCAGCGGCUCAACCAAUAAGAAAGAAGGCGGUGAAGUUAAGUCGCCAGAUAGAGAGCAGCCACCAAGAAGACAGCUUCCACGUCGACAGUGCAGUAUCUCCAACACGGAAGAGUCCCAGCCUUCAAAUGAGAAGAUGAACCUGAGGGGGGACCAGAGUAAGACAGACUCUCCUAAAAAGGAUUCAGAUGCAGGAACCCAGCAGGAUUCUCCACCACCGGUCAAGACUUGGAAAACUGCGGCAGCAAGGAAGCUGCUGCCUCUUUCCAUCACCAUGAAGAGGUUGAACGUGGAGAUCACAAAGUGUGACUGGCCUCUCCUGCAGAAGAAAAUUGCUCCUUCCCAGAAGAAAGAAGAAGAGAAGGAUGAUGACGAAGAGGAGGAGGAGGAGAGAGUGGCUGGAGAAGGCAGGCAGCCGGAUUUGGGCUACUGCUCACCUGAGGACAGCAGAACUAAACCCGAACCCAGCCCAGAGGAAGAGGAAGACGCUGACGACAUGGAAGAAGAGGAGAGGAGAGAAUCUCCCGCGAGUCGAAGGAGCGAAGAGGGAGGAACGCAACCAACAUCCUCUCCUGGCUCACAUCACAGCAGUCCACAUGGUUCUCAGGAGAGGAAGCUACAGCGGCGGUCGGUCAGGAGCAGGUCGGAGUCUGAAAGUGCCCCAGUGCCCAAAAAGAAAACCAAAAAGGAACAGGCGGAGAUGGCUCCAGAGGCCACGCCGAGGGCAGGUUCUCAGAAAGGAGCCAGCGAGAUAUCAGAUGCCUGUAAACCACUGAAGAAGCGAAGCAGAGCGUCUACAGAUGUCGAGAUGGCCUCCUCCCAGUAUAGAGACACAUCAGAUUCUGACUCCAGAGGCCUCAACGAUCCACAGGGUUUAUUUGGGAAGAGCCUUGACAGUCCAGCAGCUGCAGACGCAGAUGCAUCAGACACUCAGUCUGUGGACUCUGGCUUGUCUCGUCAGGACAGUAGCACCAGCAAGAGGGACACAGUCUGCCAGAUCUGUGAGGUGUACGGAGAGAAUUUGGUGCCAUGUGAAGGUGAAUGCAACAGGCAGUUCCAUCUGGAGUGUCUCAACCUGACAUCCUUACCCGAAGGACGGUUCACCUGCCUGGAAUGUAAAAACGGUAACCACCAAUGUUUCAGCUGUAAGAAAGCAGGCCAGGUGGUGACUCGCUGCUCCGUGGCAGGAUGUGGUUGUCAUUACCAUGAGGAUUGCGUCCAUAAAUUACCUGGCACCACCAGCAGUUCAGGUGAAGGCUUUAGCUGCCCCCAGCACAGCUGUGCCACCUGCUGUCUGGAACGUGACCUGCAGCGAGCCAGCAAAGGUCGCCUGAUGCGUUGCAUCCGCUGUCCAGUGGCAUAUCACACAGGAGACAGCUGCGUGGCGGCGGGCAGCGUCAUCCUCACACAUCACAUCAUGAUCUGCAGCAGCCACGGCAGCACUAAGAAGAACGGCCUCCUCACCUCCCCCGUCAAUGUGGGUUGGUGCUUCCUGUGCGCCCGAGGGAUGUUAGUGCAAGACCUUACUGACACCAUAUUAAGUUCAUAUGCCUAUAAGUCCCACUACCUUCUGACUGAGUCAAAUCGUGCUGAGUUGAAAUUACCUAUGAUUCCCUCUCCUUCGUCAGCUACCAAAAAGAAUGUUGGGAAAGGAGGCAAGUUGCUGUGCUGCGACUCCUGCCCUGCUUCCUUCCACCCGGAGUGUCUGGAGAUGCAGAUGCCGGAGGGGUCAUGGUCCUGCAGCGAUUGUAGGGCCGGGAAGAAGCCUCACUACAAACAAAUUGUCUGGGUCAAACUGGGCAACUACAGGUGGUGGCCAGCAGAGAUCUGCAACCCUCGUUUGGUACCCUCAAACAUCCAGAGCCUUCGCCAUGACAUCGGUGACUUCCCAGUCUUUUUCUUCGGUUCCCAUGACUACUAUUGGAUCAAUCAGGGCCGUGUCUUCCCUUAUGUUGAGAACGACAAAAACUUUGUGACGGGUCAGAUCAACCUCAACAAGACCUUCAAGAAAGCCCUAGAAGAAGCAGCCCGGAGAUUCCAAGAGCUCAAGGCUCAGAGGGAGAGCAGGGAGGCUCUCGAGCAGGAACGCAACUCUCGCAAACCGCCACCCUACAAAUGUAUUAAGUCCAAUAAACCGGUGGGGAAAGUGCAGAUGCACGUCGCAGACUUGUCUGAAAUCCCACGCUGCAACUGUCGGCCAAAAGAUGAGCAUCCUUGCAGUCUGGACUCUCAGUGUCUCAACCGAAUGCUGCAGUACGAGUGCCAUCCUCAGGUCUGCCCGGCAGGAGACAAUUGCGAGAACCAGUGUUUUUCCAAGCGUCUCUACGCUGAGACCAAUGUGAUAAAGACAGAUGGCCGUGGAUGGGGCCUCAUGACCAACCAGUCUCUGAGGAAGGGUGACUUUGUGACUGAAUAUGUUGGAGAAGUUAUUGACCCGGAGGAGUGCCAGCAGCGAAUCAAACGUGCCCAUGAGAACCACGUAACCGACUUCUACAUGCUAACCCUUACAAAGGAUCGUGUGAUAGAUGCUGGUCCCAAGGGGAAUUCUGCUCGGUUCAUGAACCACAGCUGCAGCCCCAACUGUGAAACCCAAAAGUGGACGGUCAACGGGGAUGUCCGCAUUGGACUCUUUACUCUAUGCGACAUUGAGGCUGGCUCAGAGCUCACCUUCAACUACAACCUGCACUGCGUAGGCAACAGAAAAACAUCUUGCCACUGCGGAUCAGAUAACUGCUCAGGUUUCCUUGGAGUGCAGCCAACUAGCGCCGUGGUGAUGGAAAAAGAAGAGAAGGCAAGGAACGCCAAGCUGAAGCAGAGGAAGCGGAAGAUGCGGCUGGAGGGCAAACACAUGCACGAGUAUUUCUGUUUUUUCUGCGGAGAGGGAGGGGAGCUGGUGAUGUGCGACAGGAAGGACUGUCCUAAGGCGUACCACCUGCUGUGUCUCAACCUCACCAAGCCACCAUACGGGCGCUGGGAGUGUCCGUGGCAUGACUGCAGUAUCUGUGGUGCUCAGGCCUCGUCGUUCUGUGACUUCUGUCCUCGCUCUUUCUGCCAAGACCACGAGGCAGGUGCGCUCACCGCUUCCUCACUGGAGGGCCGCCCUUGUUGUUCCAGCCACAACCCCCUCAGUCCCUUGGGCUCCACCCAGCAGCAGCCGCCCUUACCACCUUCCGGUGUGAGCCCCGCCACAGUCAAAGAGGAACCACAGAGAGACGAUGUGGCGCCCUCGUUACCUCAUUCCCUGUAAAGUGCCCUCCUGGCACUACAUCCUGCCGCCUGGGCUGCGUACGAACACCUAAAGGGAAUAAAUUGAACGUUUUUGUGUGUGGGGACCUUCACAGCAAACUCCGGGAUAGUGAUUGUGGCGAGCGCAGUGCGAUUGGAGCUCCCCCAGACGAGAACGUACACCGCCCUCGCCAUAGAGCACCACUAACAGCUCCAAAAUCCCAGACCAACGCCUCAUUUUGUUCCAUCUUCAGAUUUUAAGUGUUGCGGCUGGCACUUAAAAGGGGUUGAGGUGGAGGAAGGGGACGCCAUGUUGCUGCUGCUGCUUUUGUUUACCUGCUGUACGCUGUAUGGGUAGUGUAUCUUUCUCACACACACACACAUACACACACACACACACACACUUCCACUGCCACUCCUCAUGUGACCUGUCAUUUACGUCGGUCUUUGCAGAACAGGAGGGGCAACAUUUUUGUGCAAUUUAAAUUUUUAGGACUACACUACAUUCCAACAUUCCUUUAGUCAUGGUUUUUGAUAUACUUAUAGAUGAAUAUAAUUAUAUAUGUAUCUAUGUUUGUUCAUGUUUACAGGCAAGAAUUUCCCUCACGUCAUCUCGGUGAGUAGUGUAUUUCUUUGUUAAGGUGUUGCGCAGACCUCCUUGUGAAAAUUGUCCUAUUAAGGUGAAAUACUGUAUAAUGGUAUAUAGCGUACUGGUAUGACAUUACACAAGUACUUGUGACUUUUGGUUUGUCCUCACUCACAUGUACAUAAUUGGAAUCAUAUUGUAAAGUACUUACCAACAGGCAGGGAGGGGUGUCUCCUGGCCUCUACACUUUUUUUUUUUUUAACAUGAUAGUACUUUUUUUUUGGUAAUGGUCUGUUCCACAUUUUCUCUGAGCCGGCGCACGUCAUAAUGGUAGAGGAAAGAUAUUCAGCCUAUUGAGGUCAGUUUGGGCUCUAGGAACUACUGCCCACAUUCAGUCAAGUUUGUGUACUGUGACUUUUACCUUUUUUUUUUUAGGGGGGGGGCAAAACUCUCUGAAAAGCACUUUUUAACACAUUGUCGCUACACUAUUAGUUUAGCUCAUGCAAUUACAGAAAUGUAUAUUAAAAACAUAUGUGUUUUUGAAAAUGGAUACCUCUUCAUCUGGUAGUGACAUAAGAAUUUAAACCUUGUUGUAAUCUUUUUUUUUCCUCAGUCUGAAAAAAAAAAAAAAAACCUUAACAAAAAAAUAGCCCCGCUUCUCUUAUGGGUGAAAAUAAGAAUGAUUGCCAGGCCAGCCUCUUACGUUAAAUUGUUUGAAUGGAUAUUGUGACACACAGUGGGAUACCACAGUCUAGUAUAAUGUACAAAAUACAAACUGUACAGUGUUUUUAAUGGCUCAUCUGUCCAAUUUUUUUUUUCUAUUUAUUGCACCGCAUUUUAUACCAAUUGUUUUUUGGACAUUAGUGCAGUAAUCUUGACUCCCUCGAUCUUGUUUUAAAAAAAAAUAAAAAAUGGGGGGGUUGGGGGUUAACGUAACAUGGCUUUGUUUUUCUACAUCGGUGUAAUGAUUCUACAUUUGGUGACUCACUGUGUUUUGUUAUUCAAAGCAGUGCGAAGCAGUUCAUUAUUGGAAUGUUUUAGCUCCAACGACAGAACGCUUUCUGUAGUUUUCAUGGCUUUAGCUUUGGUUGUCAUCAUGCCUUGCUAAUCUGUUUUUUUUAAUCUCCCAAGGUGAUCAGUGCCAAUGCAAAUUAAUUUAUUAAGGCAUCUGCAACCAAAAAUGCUCUAAUUAUCGCCAAGGUGUUUAUUGACUUUAACCGCAAAGACAUUUACUGUAAGCCGGCGACAAUUGAAAAAGGUUGUUCAUUUUGCAAUUUAGAAACGUAUUACACAUAACAAAUUAUUCAACAAAAAAUAACUUGUAGUGCUUGAAACAGUGGAAAUUAAAACUCUUUGACCAUGUGAUCGUUUAUUAACAAGAAUAUUGUACAACAUUGCAUUAACAGAACAUUGUAGACCAUGCAUUAAUAGCAACAGAAGGUAUUAAUUGGAGCAUUUGUGCCAAUUAUGUAAAAGAAAAGUAUAGGUGUAUACAAUAUUUGGGCAAUAAGAACUGAGAAAGAGUUAUUAUAUUUUUCCAUGUUCUUUUUGCAAUUAAAACGCAUAUUUCGUCUCCCUUCGGUGAACACUUUUUCCUCCCACCCUGGGCGCUCACAUUACCCACAUUGCAGUAAGAAAUGUUAUUACCACACCAUAAUAGACAUCUGUCGUCACAGCACUCUUAGUUUCAUCCUCAAAUCUCUUAGUCAUGUUACCACCAGAACUUGAGUUUUGUUAUUUAUUCCUGUGUUGUUUAGCGUACCCAAGAUUUUAGUUUUUGGUUUACUGGUGACUUAGAACUGGCACGACUGAUUAUUCUAGCUCAACUACCUACUUCAUGCCAUAUUCCUUUAUUAUAAUUUCUAUAUAAAGGCAGCAAACCAAACAGCCUUCAUUUUAUUUGCACACGUCGAUUGCGUGACGAUGUUGCCCAGUGCCAUUUCCCUCUUUGCUGCAGAUGCAGUUGGCAGUAUUAGAUGGCUCCAUUUGUGUGUUGUACCAUUACAUAUGUGUAUAAAAAAACCCAAAGUGUUUCAUUUAUUAGUGCCAUUUUUGUGGCGGGAAAAACAACAGCAUGUUUGUUCCCAUGUAAGUGACCCUUAUGCAUCCAGGAUUUUUUAUUAUUUUUUUUCUCACAAUUUGAAUACGCCAUCCGCCUAGUGCUUCAAAAGUGCAACUUUGCUGACUGUUGUUGGGUUUUUGAUUGGCAGAGGAGCAAAAGUGUCGUACUUAUGAGAACUUGACCUGCAAAGCACUCAUUCUUUUUUGUAGUAGGAUUACUUCAGUUAUUAACUGGGGUCGUAUUUAUCUCUCUUGGUGUUGCUUCAAAUAAAUCGUGGAUGAACACGACCACCUUGUUGAUUACUGUUCAACCUGUGUUACUGUAUAUUGUUGACAAAAUCUGUAAAUAGUCUUGCAUUGUAUUUGCAUAGAAUCAUGUUACUGUGCUGUGCUAUUUUUUUCUUUUUUUUGUUUGCUUGUACAAUUCCGCUUCUAAAUGUGUGUGACUGUUGAGAAGACACUCUUUUUGUACAUGGCUGUCUUUUUAUUUGAAUAUAUAAAUUAUGUCCUUUUUUCCAUUCAAAGGUUGAGUUGGAAGAGUUCAGACAUGCCUGAAAUUUGACUUUAAUAAAGCUGUACUCUUGUCUCAGUGAA
Molecule: messenger RNA, 8347 nt
Organism: Nerophis ophidion (straightnose pipefish)
Lineage: Eukaryota; Metazoa; Chordata; Actinopteri; Syngnathiformes; Syngnathidae
Gene: nsd3
Product: nuclear receptor binding SET domain protein 3
Exons: 25
Coding region: 305-5128 (1607 amino acids)
Biological process (GO): regulation of DNA-templated transcription
Cellular component (GO): nucleus; chromatin
Molecular function (GO): histone H3K36 methyltransferase activity; protein binding
Source: RefSeq, a predicted model, not a curated record